AUGCUCGACUCGAGCAGUAUAUCGUGGCUGGCCCUGAAAGCAGCCAAUGGGCUAAAUAUUCCUUAUGUGGGGUAUGCAGUUUUAGAUUUUCAGAUUGGGGGCAUAGAUGUGAAAGGGAAAGGGGUGGUGAUUGUCCGAGAUGACUGCAUCAACACUGAGUGUGGACUCUUGGGCAUGAAUGUCAUAACAGACUGCUGGGCUGGUAUUUUCUGUGGUGGGCACCCUGGUGUUACUGCAUUUAAAUCUGUAUUCUCUCCUGCUGCAGAAAAAGUCUGGGAUGCUGCCUUUGCUGCCUGCCAAAGGACUAACGUGUCAGUAACGUGUAUGGAGCUACAAGGGGUGGCUAGACUUCCGCAGCAGCCCCCAGUUGUGAUUCCGCCUUCAACAGAGAUGAUGGUCUGGGCUCAGGUGCCGCAAGCCGCUGGCCAACCCGACUGUCCCGUCUUGAUCGAAGAUCUGGAGAACUAUGGCCAAGAAUGGAGGGUGGCUAGAUCAGUGAGUUGGACUCAAGGGGGUAAGGUUCCCCUGCGUAUAUGUAAUCCUAACCCUUUUCCCCUGGAACUCCCUCAGAGACGCCCCCUGGCUUCAGUUAGCCAAAUUGAUCAACAAGACAUUCUGACGCAGUCAAGAUUGGUGCUGCGCAACGCUGGACCUCAUGUCAUUGAGGUUGAUAUCCGGCAUGUUGACCAGACUCCGGCUGAUGACCACCCAGCCAUGUCCCUGUGUGGCGAGGGACUGAACAACGACCAGCAGGCACAGUUGAAGGCGCUAUUGCAUAGGUGGUCCCAUGUGUUUGCAGCCAAUGACGAGGAUUUCGGGAGAACGGCUGUUAUCACUCACCAGAUCCCCACUGGCACGGCACCACCAAUUCGAGAGCGCUACCGCCCAGUUCCCCCAAAACUCUACAUGGAACUACGGACCUUACUGCAAGGAAUGUUGGACAGUGGGGUGGUUAAGGAAAGUGCUAGCCCGUGGGCUGCUCCAGUAGUCCUCGCAAAAAAGAAAGAUGGCUCAUUGAGGUUCUGCGUGGACUACCGUAAACUCAACGCGGUAACCCACAAGGACUCCUUUCCACUGCCACGGAUUGAAGAAUCUCUUGCCAGUCUGAGUGGUACUCCAUCCUUGACCUUACCAGUGGUUAUUGGCAGGAAGAAGUUGCUCUUGGAGACCAGGAAAAAAACGCUUUCGCCACACCUUUUGGGCUCUACCAAUUUGAGCGAAUGCCUUUUGGCCUCUGCAAAGCGCCAGCUACCUUCCAGAGGCUGAUGCAAUGCUGAUUGGGAGCGCAAGUAUAUGAUUAUCUUCUUAUCUAUCUUGACGACAUCAUAGUGUACUCCUCAAGUUUCCACACCCACUUGAAACAUCUCGAACAGGUCUUCACCCGCCUCCAGGAACAUGGCCUAAAGUUACAGCCUCAAGUGCCACCUGUUCCAGCGCAGUGUGACAUACCUAGGACAUGUUGUCAGUAAGCAAGGCGUCGCUACAGACCCUGACAAAACCGCGGUAGUCCAGGACUGGGCCACCCUGGGUUUUGCCGGUUUAUUCCAGCUUUCGCCAAGGUAGCAGCCCCACUACAUCAACUUCUCCAAGGUCAGGCCAACCGACCCUCUGCCCGCAUCCAGUGGACAGCCGAUUGCCAGGCUGCAUUCGACCAUCUGAAGCGAGCCCUCCUCAGCGCCCCUAUCCUUGCCUAUGCAGACUUCCAGCUGCCAUUCCGACUAUACACGGAUGCUAGUCUGAACGGCCUGGGUGCAGUGCUAGCCCAAGUUCAAGAUGGGAGAGAAAGAGUCAUUGCCUACGCCAGUCGUAGCCUCCACCCUGGUGAGCGAAAUUAUCAAAACUACAGCUCUUUCAAACUAGAACCGCUAGCACUGAAAUGGGCUGUUACAGAGAAGUUUAAAGACUAUUUGUGGGGGGCACAAUUCACUGUCUUUACAGACAACAACCCGUUGGUUCACCUGGAUACGGCAAACCUGGGUGCGACAGAACAGCGGUGGGUGGCCCAACUCGCAAACUUCUCCUACGAAAUCCGUUACCAGCCAGGGACGGCGAACCGAAACGCGGACGUUCUGUCUCGACUUCCAGGAGAAGCAACAAAUCCAGUAGUGCAUGUGGCAGGGUGUACCAUAUCCCCGGAACAGCACAGCAGGCCCAUGGAAUGGAGUAAACAACAGACGGAGGACUCGGAUCUGCAACUCCUUCAUGCUUGGAAGGUGAACGAUAAGCCCCCAUCAGAGAAUGACCGCUCUUCUCUGUCCCCACAGCUGCGUUGCCUCCUCCAAAUGUGUGAAACCGACUAGAGCUGCGAGACGGAGUACUGGUGAGGUGUGUCACGGAGCCAGACACCGGUGAGCCAGUGGACCAAGUUCUCGUCCCAAAACAACAGGCCUGAAGACUCUGGGAGGAUUACCACAAGGCCGGGGGACAUGCAAGUGGCGACAAGAUGGUGUCCCUCCUAAGGAGAAGAUUCUAUUGGGUUGGGAUGAGUACAAACGCACGGAUGUGGGCAGCAGAGUGCACCACUUGUGUAGUGGGGAAGUCUGGUGCGUUGCCAAAAGCCCCUUUAUGUCCGAUCCCCUCCAGCUUACCCCUUCAAAACUGUGGCGUUGGACUUCCUGUCUCUCGGGAGGCCAUCUGACACCUACCAAUACAUCCUCGUUAUUACGGACCUCCUCUCUCGCUAUGCUCUGACAGUGCCGACUAAGGAUCAGACCACCCUAACAACGGUGAAGGCCCUAUGGACAGCCCUCAUUCUCCCAUUUGGCUGCCCUGAGCGGAUACUUACGGACCAGGGGGCAGCUUUCGAAUCAGCGCUGAUGCAACAGCUGUGUGCGGUGUAUGGCUGCAAAAAGGUACGCACUACGCCCUACCACACACCUACUUCCUGCCCUUUUGCAAGCCUACAAUAACACUACACACGCAAGCACGGGCAUGAUCCCUCAUUACGUCAUCUUUGGGCGGCAUGCCAGACUACCCGUAGACAUGCUACAUGACGUUGCUCCUCCACAGCGUAGAGAGGACCUGGACGGCUGGGUCCGUAGCCACCACCAAGCGCUCCUGCAUGCCUAUGCCACGGUUCGUAACAAUGUAUAACGUCAAACUCAAUGGAACCAAGAUCGUUACAACCGUAAUGCACGGACCAUGCCACUCUUGCCUGGAGAGCGCGUGCUUAUGAGGAACUUCCGCCGUAGGGCUCAAGAGAAGAUAGCACCCCAGUGGCUACCCGCACCCUUCGUUGUAGUUGCCCAACCAUACCGAGAUCGCCCUGUCUUCACUAUAUGCCCCGAAGGGAAGGACGGGCCCCUCCGGACUAUCCAUCGCAAUAACCUCCGCUCAUGCCCAAGGGACGCACCUUCGGAUGGCGACCAUCAACAAAAUGAACGACCUGUGCCCCCUUGGCCAAGUGCUCCUUUCGCCCUGUUCCCACCGGCUCCGCCUCCACAGGUCGAACCUCGGAUGGCAAGAACAAUGCCAGCCCAUAGACCACUCAAUGCUGACACACAAACAUCUCCCUCUUUUGCCUCAACCAACCCAUCUCAGGAAGCCCCUGGCCCAGAGCCUCAGUCGGUAGUUAUUGCUUGUGAUCAGAUGGCUCCCCCUCAUGCAGCACCAGCUCACGAUCCAGACCCAGCGGUCCAAAGGGCAGAACCAACUACCGCAAGUCGAUACCCAACCCGCUCCAACCGUGGCAAUCCCCCUGCACGGUACAGACCUUGAAAGUCGAAAUGGACGUUACCAGCCACCACCAAAAAAAACACUGAACAUUGACUAUGGUAGUGGUCGGGGACGACCACCAUUAAGGCGGGGGGGAGAAAUGUAACGGGGCUGAAUGUGUUAACAGGAACAUUGACUGAUGGUAGGGGGUGGGGCUGGUUAAUAGUGUAUGAUUACGUUGUGGUGUGUAUGUGGUUUGUUGCGCUUUUCUACAGGUGCAUUCAAUCGCCCCUUAAUGGCAGACCUGCGCAGUUGGUGGUUGAAAGAUUUAAAAUGCCAAUGGCGGCCUUUGACUGCGAGAUUCUUGGUGGCAGUAGGCACCCGCAAGGACUACCACCGAAGCCCGGAGAAGUAAAGGGGGCUCGGAAGACCGCAACACACCUGGGGAGAGGCUAUAUCGUUUUCUCAGAGCGGCAUACAGACCGGAAUACAACGCACUCAAUAUAUCAACGUUAAGGGAUGAAACUUGACCAUCGUUCUAUGAGUGAGAGGGCUGUUAUCGCGGCUGUUGUGGACGUUGAUUUCUACCCCUUUCCCCUGCAGUUGAAUUGAGCGGAGGAAGACGGCGAAAGAGAGGCCUACAACGCACUCUAUGUAUUGCACUAAAGGGAAGUACUCAUAUCGUAGCCUACCACUAUUCCUCUAUAGCCUUUAUUAGCCUUUUCCUUGUAUGAGCUAAUAUUACCAGUUGUCUAGCCUUAUUAUUGUGUCCGGCUGCCCAUGGUGCUAGAUAGGCCUGCUAUGUGAUCCUGAAUCUGGCGAUUGUCUUAUUGCUGUUAAGUGCUCUAUGUCUCUGUGGGCCUAUUGCCCGUUUUGUUUUGAGUGUCACUUUAGCUUAAAUUUGCUGUGUUGCCGUGAUGUUCAGUGCUCUUAUGAUUCACCGUGAUACUGUUGGCUUGUAUGGCCCUUUACGUUUGCCGUGAGGAUUGAUAAUUGUGUGCUGUGUUACAUGAUAAUUGUGUGCUGUGUUAUAUGCCGUCACACCGUCAGGCAUACCCACAUUGUGUAGAGCAUUUGCCGUGAGGAUUGAUAAUUGUGUGCUGUGUUACAUGAUAAUUGUGUGCUGUGUUAUAUGCCGUCACACCGUCAGGCAUACCCACAUUGUGUAGAGCAAUAAAUUUGCUGUGUUGCCGUGAUGUUCAGUGCUCUUAUGAUUCACCGUGAUACUGUUGGCUUGUAUGGCCCUUUACGUUUGCCGUGAGGAUUGAUAAUUGUGUGCUGUGUUACAUGAUAAUUGUGUGCUGUGUUAUAUGCCGUCACACCGUCAGGCAUACCCACAUUGUAUAGAGCAUUAUAGCCUGAGAUCUCCCCCCUCUAGAGGGCGCCAGAAUAUGCUAUUUACAUAUGCUAGGCUAUUGAUUUGUUUUGUAGUCUUUCAGUGCUUCCAUACUGGUCCUAUACUGUAAACAGGCUGUAAACUUACAUGGGCUAUUGAUUUAUCCUGUGGCCCUUCAGCUCUUUCACACUGGUCCUAUACUGUAAAUGGGUUGUAAGCUUCCCCUAGGCUAUUGAUUAUCUGGGGGCUAUUAGUCACCGGGAGUAUUGAGUAGCGGUAAGGAAAUCACACUAGCCUACUGUUGUUCCCUGUAUUGUCUCUGGGGGUCAGGUCACUUUUAAUUGCUUACAACUGGUAACGUAUUUUUGUGACGUGAACUGUUUGUGUCGUAUCUGAACCGCUCAAUUUUUAAGAUAAUUUAAUAAAACUGUUUUUAUAAGAUA
This is a messenger RNA of Alosa sapidissima (American shad), 5433 nucleotides long. RefSeq lists its product as uncharacterized. NCBI's taxonomy places the organism in Eukaryota, Metazoa, Chordata, Actinopteri, Clupeiformes, Clupeidae. The record is from RefSeq and is a predicted model, not a curated record. Bases 1 to 1266 code for a protein of 421 amino acids. The transcript is spliced from 2 exons.